UGUGAUCCGGCUGUAGGGAUGAAAAGUUUCUUUGACAUGCUCUCCAAAGAGCCUCUCAAAGUGGUCCUCUUCGGUGAUGCUUGUACAUCGGUAACAGAUCCAAUUGCCAAGGCGUCUGAGUUCUUCCAACUAGUUCAGCUCACAUACGGAGAUACACAUCCGAUGUACACAGUUGAAAACUAUCCCAAUUUCUUUCGAGUUGUUCCAAGUGAAUCAGCGUUUAAUCCAGCUCGUGUAGCAUUGCUCCAACGUUUCAACUGGACUCGAGUAGGUACGAUCUAUCAAAGCUCACCACGUUACGCCUUGCCUCACAGUAAGUUGCUGACGGAUCUGGAAACUGCCAAGAUUGAAAUAGCUGCUCAGCAAAGGUUUGUUAAAGAAGUUCAGUCGGCUGUAUCAAAACUUAAGGAGAAAGACGUUCGUAUAAUUCUUGGCAGCUUCGAUGAACACUGGGCAAGGAAAGUAUUUUGUGAGGCCUAUAAAACUGGACUGUAUGGCAGGAAAUACCAAUGGAUCAUCGUUGGAAUGUAUGAUAAUGAAUGGUGGAAAAAGCACCUCGACAAUCUUACAUGUAGCCAAUUGCAACUCAGGGAAGCCAUGGAAGGCUAUUUGGCAACAGAUAUCUUAUCACUUAGUUCAACCAAUGAUAUCACAGUGUCAGGUCUGACUACAGCGGAAUAUGACGCUCAGUACAAACAACAUUACAGCAGAGGUAACAAUCGUUUCCAUGGUUACGCUUAUGACGGGAUUUGGGUGAUAGCUCUCGCUAUACAAAUGGUGAAGCGGAAGCUUCUCGUUACCGGAAGCUCCAAGACGCUUGAGAUGUUCGAGUACAGAGACCCCUUCUGGGGAAAUCUGUUCCGAGAAGCUUUCAAUAAAACGUCAUUCACUGGGGUCACGGGACCAGUUAGCUUUGUAAAAAACGAACGACGGGGACUUGUGCUUCUUAAACAGUAUCAGAAUGGCGCUGAGGUAAAAGUUGGCGAAUAUGACUCCACUUCCAACAAACUCGAGCUUGUGAAAGACAGGGCGAUAACUUGGAAUGGUGCCAGCGAUCCACCUGUAGACCGUACCCUGAUCGUCAUCAAGCCUACGCGAGUUAGCCUGACAAUCUACUCCAUCAUUGUGACUUUUGCAGUCCUGGGAAUCAUCAUGGCGUCUGCUUUUCUUAUCAUUAACAUAAAGUUUCGAAAUCAAAGGUAUAUCAAGAUGUCCAGCCCGUACCUAAACAAUAUAAUAAUUGUUGGAUGUAUGCUUACUUAUACCAGCGUCAUUCUGUUGGGUCUCGAUAGUGGUUUGACGAGCGAAAAAAACUUUCCGUAUAUUUGUGCCGCUAGAGCGUGGGUGUUGAUGAACGGAUUUACCCUGGCAUUCGGUUCCAUGUUUAGUAAAACAUGGAGGGUUCAUGCCAUUUUUACAAAUAUCAAGUUAAAUAAAAAACCAUCUUCUGAAUACGAAGACUAUGUAAUUAUUCCAGAAAUGGAGUUUUGUAAAAGUCAGAAGAUGACAAUUUUUCUUGGAUCUGUUUACGCCUAUAAAGGACUACUUAUGGCUUUUGGCUGUUUCUUGGCGUGGGAAACUCGGCACGUGAGUAUUCCCGCUCUUAACGAUUCCAAGUAUAUUGGUAUGAGUGUAUACAACGUGGUCAUUAUGUGUGUCGUCGGAGCAGCUAUUUCCUUCGUGCUCAGAGAACAGCAGGAUGCUGCUUUUAUCAUAAUUUCCAUCUUCAUAAUAUUUUGUUCUACUACCACUUUGUGUCUGGUAUUCGUGCCCAAGCUUAUUGAACUUAAAAGAAUGCCCAAAGCAGAAAAUAGGCGUGUGCGAGCUACACUGAAACCCUUCAAAAAGUCCCACAGAGACUCGGAAGACUUUGAAUUCCAUAGCCAAAUCAAACUUCUUCAUGAUGAAAACUAUCGUUAUAGACAAAUGUUGGAGGAGAAAACUCUCGAACUACAAGCUCUAAUGGCACGUUUAAAGGAAAUGGAUGAACCUUUAAUCAUAGUUACCCAUAGUCUGACGUCACCAGUCCCUGAAAACUCUUCGUCGACGGCUGAUGGAAACUGUGAGGACAUCCAAGUUGUAGUUCCAGUUCUUUGUCAAAACAGAGACAUCUCCAUGGUAUCCAGGUCUCCGUCUCCUGAAGAACUAAAUACAUCUCUAGAGGAAUACCAUCCUCUUAGGAGAUUGUCUUCGGUAUCGUUAAAAUUAGCUCUGGUUCCCACUGGUGUUCAAAACAUUUCUACAAGCAGCAGAACAGGGUCCAGUCCUGAUGCAGAAGUGUUAUAUAUAGAACAUCAAGAAACCUUAGACGUCGGGACUUCUUCCUUCGUUCAACUUCAUCCGUUAACCCUUGUGGACGAAUUUAGUCAAAUCGUUAGAUUCAUGGACUCGGAAAGUGGCAGUGAAUCUGCCGAUUCACAUAAUGAUUUUCCUGUCCAUUUCAAAUACGCACCCACGAAAUCAGAUGAUGUAUCUUAUGAUAACGCUAUGUACCACAAGAGGGCUCAAACAAAAAGUGUUUUUUCGUCGCUUGAAGAAGACACAGAUGGGAGCGAAGACGUAAAUCUAUGUGAAGAAAGCGAUUCCUGUCGACCAUUUAGAGUAAGAAUUCGUCGACGAACGAAAAGCCUCGGAACCUUACGGUCAGAGGCAGUACCUCAAAGUUUUACAAGAGAUGAGGCAGAUGUUUCUGUCAUCCAAGAAUGUCGAAUCGAUUCCCAAACGUUUGGUCCAUCGUUUCCAUACUUCAAUAGGCUCAUAACUAAUCACGCCCGCCAGAGGACAGGCACCAAUGAUAACAACGCGCCCCUAUAUUCGUCUUUCCCCUCAAUCAAAUGUGAUAUAGUAGAAUACUUAUGAUUUUUUUCUGACCAGUUUAUUUGAAAUUCCAAUUUUCUACAAACAAAUCAGCGCCUUCCUAGACAGGAAUACUAUUCGUCGAUAAACAAUAUUCGAUUGUUGCAUUUCUACGAGUAAGUAUUGAGACUCGUGCUGUCAUGGUAGUGACAGAAAUACAAAAAAGACAAUUUUUUUGCUUAUCAUCCUAUAUAUUUUGGCAUUUGUUGAUGAUGAACCAUAUAGGUUAGUAUAUUUGGUUGUCUGUAUUCUGAGAUUUACAUAACGAUUGAAGAGACGGCCAUACCUAGUGUUUGUUUUGGAAGGUUCAUAGUUUAUUAUAGCUCUGAAUGAUCGUUACAAAAUGUGUAACUUUAUAUCAGAAAUCUUACCCAGACAGUUUAUAUCGUUCCACUGGCAUUGUAUUUUACUAAUUUUAAUAAUAUUACACAAUGAAAUUAACCAGAUCUGUUGGCCGCCCCAAUAAGUAAAGCAAAACUUAAUCACAGUAUCUAUUAUACUUUUUUUAAAACAGGUGAAUGAUUUAAGGAACGGUAUUAAUAACAUCUUCCAUAGACAGUGGAACCAAAUAUUAUUCAAAAUACAUUGAAUAAGGAAACUUUAAGUGUUUUGUAAUAUAUGUUUCGGUAAAUUUAUUGGUAAAAAUUAGAUGUUCUAUUUGCUAUGUUUUGAUAUUGUGAAAAUGUAACUUUUUACGGGAUUGUUUAAGUCGAUGUUUAUAUAUAACAAGAUUAUAUUAACUGAUUGGAUGUAAAUACAUCAGAUCAGUCGUUAUGUAGAAUUUAUAACUGUAUUCUAAGGAAAUUUAUAAUCCUAAUUUAAUCAUGUUCAGUAAAAGUAAAAUAAGCUUAUCUUUAACUUUACUGAACACACAAUUAACGCAGUGAAAAGUAUUCGCUAUCUAUACCGGAGAAAAUAUCAUCUGAAUUCAAAGUUUUAUAUAAUCAACAUAUCUUAGCCUAUUUUAUACUAUCAAAAUAAAAUAUCUUUAAGGAAUUAUUUUAUGUUUAAUCAGUCUUGUGUUAUUGUAGUAAGAUUAAAAGUUUAUUAAAAACUAGCGGAAUUCAAAUUAUAUUUAUUUGGAAUCUAAAGAACAAAGAUGAAGAGUUUAUGUCUUCUUUUUUUUUUGCAGAGCAUAAACGAUUUUGAUAUCU
Limulus polyphemus (Atlantic horseshoe crab) is the source of this 4010-nucleotide messenger RNA. Its product is annotated as gamma-aminobutyric acid type B receptor subunit 2-like. Gene Ontology annotation, biological process: G protein-coupled receptor signaling pathway; gamma-aminobutyric acid signaling pathway. The annotation marks the transcript as partial. The record is from RefSeq and is a predicted model, not a curated record. Gene Ontology annotation, molecular function: G protein-coupled GABA receptor activity. NCBI's taxonomy places the organism in Eukaryota, Metazoa, Arthropoda, Merostomata, Xiphosura, Limulidae. Gene Ontology annotation, cellular component: membrane; G protein-coupled receptor heterodimeric complex. The transcript has 18 exons.